AAGAAAAAAAAUCCCUUAAAAAAAGAAUAGUGCUGAGAAUUCCCAGAAGCGAGAGAGAAAGGGAGGCAGAAGCCGGCUCAGCCUCGAAGCGGGGGCCUUGGGCUGCGGACGAGCGGGAGCCCGCGUCGAAAGGAGGAGGCGGGGACCUCGGUGACACCCCUGGAAUGGGCCUCGGAGCGCCCCGGAAGGUGUGGACGCGGGAGCUCUGAGUGAGAAGCUGAGCCGUGGCCAUUAGCACAGGACGUUGCAAACCGAACUUCACUGGGAGGAACGCCUGAGAGAACACGGGCCUCACACCAGCCAGCAGCUUCUCACCGCCUGCCCUUCCCUGUGAGGAGAGGGCUCUGUCCCGCAUCCCCUCCGGUCUUCAAUCUGCCUUCACCUCCAGCACUGAUAGAUCUGCUUGGCAAAGCUGCCUCCAAAGAUUCCUGCUAACGCUUGUCUGUUCCUGCAUCUUGCAAAGCAUGGCGCCCACGGCAUCUUAAACCCAGAUUGUCUGCAGCUGCUCCGGUGGACACUGCAGCUUCGCCGUCCUCCCUCUGGACUCCGGGAGCUGCGCCCGUCCUAGCGAUGCCCUCGAGACCCUCGGCCCCAGCUGGGUGAGACCCUUCCAGAGCAGGACCCGACCUUGCCACCCACCAAGACUCCCACGGUGCCCUCCACCACCUCCCAUGUCUGGCUGCCCAGGCAGGUUCUAGAAUGUCUGUGCCCCAGAGCCGAGGAGAAGACGCAGUCAGUGGGGAAGAAGGGCCGGCAGGCGCAGCCCCGCCUCCCGAUGACCACCUCCGGAGCCUGAAGGCGCUCACGGAGAAACUGAGGCUGGAGACCCGCAGGCCCUCCUACCUGGAAUGGCAGGCCAGGCUGGAGGAGCAAACGUGGCCCUUCCCGAGGCCGGUGGCCGGGCAGCGGGCCUGUGUGGAAGAGGGGCCCCCAGGCCCCCCAGGAGCGCCCAGGCGGCAUCCUCAACCUCAUGGGAUGGCCAGCCAGGAUGAUGGGGCCCCGUGCACGGGCAGGCUGGAGGGCUUCGAGAGCAUCGAUGAAGCUAUAGCCUGGCUCAGGAAGGAACUGACGGAGAUGCGGCUUCAGGACCAGCAGCUGGCCCGGCAGCUCAUGCGCCUGCGCAGUGACAUCCACAAGCUGAAGAUCGAGCAGACCUGCGACCUCCACCGGCGGAUGCUCAACGACGCCACCUACGAGCUGGAGGAGCGGGACGAGCUGUCCGACCUCUUCUGCGACGCCCCGCUCGCCUCCUCCUUCAGUCUCUCCGCGCCACUCAAGCUCAUUGGGGUCACCAAGAUGAACAUCAACUCCCGCAGGUUUUCUCUGUGCUGAGAAGCCCUAAACGGGGCGGUGGAGCCGGACUGAGGGUUUGGGAGGUGGACGGUGGGGGGCGGCGGGGGGCGGGGCGUGGGAAGGAAGCUGAGGCCCAGCUACCCGAGCGGGUCUCCCCGGAGGCAGGGCGUCCCCGAGACCUGUGACACGUGCUCUCAGGGCCCAGCUGUGGAGCUCAGUGUCCCCAUGCCUGGCCCUGGUUUAAUACCCAAAGAGUCCUGCAGAAGGGCUGCCGCAUCCGCUGUUCAGUGAGACCUGGGUCCCCAGGGCACACGUCUCAUCCUCCCCUUAGUGACCCACAUUCCUGUUUCCGGAAUCACUGGUGCUAUGACCUGGGAACCCAAAGGGGGACCAAAGCUGUGAUUCUUGCAGAAGGCUUCCCCAGGUGCACCGACCCCCAGGGGGAGGUGAUUAGAUGUUAGCCGCGCCCAUGUCACUGUUGCUGUCCUCUAAGUACUGGCUCAAAUUCACCCUAAGUGGGUGACUCAGCAGCCUCGACAGGGACCCACCAGCAAAGGAAGACCAAAAGGAGUAACACGUGGAGCUCGGGGAAGCAGGCGCCAGAGCCGCAGCCAGUGCCCCGGAUGAGGUCUCCGACCUCGGCCCUACAAGUGCGGGGUACACUGUUUCCAGUGUGUGUGGUCCCACCAAUGUAGCUGGGGGGGAGCAGGCACACCCGCCCUCUGCUGCCCGUUCUGGCCACGCACACCAGUCCCAACCUCCAAAGAGCCCCUUUGCUGCCACGCUACAACCCUGGGGAGCACCUAGGAGUGGAUUUCCCCGGGGAGGGUGGGGCAGCAGAGGCCUCCUGGUGUAUUCCGACGGUGUCACCUCCGUCACCUUCGUGCCCUCCCCAAAAGCUCGCCCUGAGCCUCCACUGAGAUUCUGUGCCUGACUUAAACAACUAAUUUUAAUUGAAUCAGACUGUUACUAACCUGUGGCUAACUUGUCAAUAACUGUUUGAUUUUUGUCCAAAUGGCGAAGCCAGUGGGUAGGUCAAGUACAGAGGUUCAGGGUUUGAUUUUAGAAGAUUCUCCCUCAAGACAAGUGGGAGGAUCGGCAAGGUAAGGACUGAGACCUCAGCAAGUUAGGAAGUUACCCCAGUAGAACGCCCCGUGCGGGGGGUGGGGGGGUGGGCUGACCUUUGACCCAUCUAGCC
Globicephala melas (long-finned pilot whale) is the source of this 2491-nucleotide messenger RNA. It is a transcript of the gene FAM167A, whose product is annotated as family with sequence similarity 167 member A. The record is from RefSeq and is a predicted model, not a curated record. Lineage: Eukaryota; Metazoa; Chordata; Mammalia; Artiodactyla; Delphinidae.